Molecule: messenger RNA, 1587 nt
Organism: Cutaneotrichosporon oleaginosum
Lineage: Eukaryota; Fungi; Basidiomycota; Tremellomycetes; Trichosporonales; Trichosporonaceae
Biological process (GO): box C/D snoRNP assembly
Cellular component (GO): nucleus
Molecular function (GO): metal ion binding
Source: RefSeq, a predicted model, not a curated record
CUCACCAUCGCAACCUCAACAUGCCGCACCCGCUUCCCCAGAGACCUGCGGGCGGACGACCGACGCCGGGCGGCCACAACGCUUCGGGCGGAUAUCCGACGGGCGGCACGGGUGGCUACCCCAACGCGACAUACGCGCCGGGUUAUGCGUCGGGGGGAUACAAUGCGUCGGGCGGAUACCCGGGCUGGGGCGGACACUACAACCCCGCGUUCAACGCGAGCGGGGGAUACCCGGGGUACGGGUACGCGCCGGCGUACGCUGCGCAUCCGUAUGCGUCGUCUGGCCCCUCUGCCCCGCCACAGGCGUCGGCGCCUGCGCCUGCACGAGGCGGGCGGGGCGGGCGCGGACGCGGCGGCGGCGGACGCGGCGGGCAGAGCCACGGCGCGAAGAGCCAGCGCAGCGAAGAAGAGGAGCGGUGGGCGCAGACGGGAAACGCGGCGUAUAUACAGGGCACGGGGUUGAAGCUCGACACGCCCGAGGAGAUCGCGGCGUGGAUUGCGGAGCGCAAGCGCAAGUUCCCGACGGCUGCGCGUGUGGCCGAGGUCAAAGCGGAGGAGGCGGCGGCGAUCGCGCGCGGCGAGAAUCCGCGCAAGCGCAAGCUCGACCCGGCGCGAGCGGCGGAGGAGUGGGGGCGCGAAGAGGUUCUGUCCGUGCGAGAGGGGGGCGUGCGCGGGCGAGGGCGAGGGCGGGGACGGGGACGGGGACGGGGAGGACAUGCGGGACAGACGCGGCCGAAGGCGACGGUCGAGAGCUCGGACUCGGACGACAGUGAUACCUCGGAGUCGGAGUCGGAGUCGGACGACAGCGGCCUCUCCACGAGCGACGGGGAGGAGAAAGAUGAAGACGAAGCCGAGGUCAUGGACGAGGGGACUGAGGACAAGGACGAGGAGGAGGACGAGGACGCCGAGGACGAGGAUAAGGGCGAGGAGGAUGCGAAGCCGGCGGCGGCGGCUAAGCCUUUGUGCCGCUUCUUCGCGCGCGGCAAGUGUCGCUACGGCAGCCGGUGCAAUAUGGCGCACACGCGCGAUCCCAAGGCCGCGCCGGUCCAGCCUCCCGCCAAAGACGAGCCGGAGGGUCCACCCAAGCCCCGAGCUCCGCGCGUGCCCCGUGGCCCGCCGCCCAACCCGUUCGCUCGCCCAUCCAUGCUCGGUGCUAUUCUCGCUAGCCCCAUUGAGAACACGCUGUCGCAGUUGAGUCAGACCAUUAGGUUCCUCGUCGCCAACGAUAUGCUGCGUGGGGUCGAGGUGCGGGCGGGGCAGGCCGAGGAGGAGAAGCGGGAGCGGGAGAAGAUCGUCAUCAUGGAGGACGACAUCGAGAAGAAGGUGGAAGAGGUGGCUUAGGAAGGUGGAAAGGGUGGCCUACGACUGCAACUGCUCUCUGUAUAUCAUCAUGCACACCACGAACUCUCAGUGCGCCGGUGCUUACGGCGCCGUCACAGCUGAGCGCGCGGGAACACAGUCUGACAUCACAUAUACCUAAAUGUACACUACCGGCGCGCGGGGCUCACCGAGCGUUCACGCCGGCGACCUCCACCACGACGAGCUCCAGCCGGCGCCUUGGCGAAAGCAAAGUCGCUGUUGUCAGCUU